UGUAACUUUUCAGUUUCUGAACCGAAAAUAGUGAUGUCGAUUGUGUACAUGGCAUAAAUUCAAUUUCUUUAAUUUUUUACGUAAAAUAUGAUGUGAAUAAGUGAAUUAGCACGAAUAAAUUGAAUAAUGGCGUUCGUAAGCGCUGUGACCGGCGAUGACUCCACGAAGAAAUUCAUGGACGUCCUUCAAAACGAUUUCAAGACAUUGAGUUUGGAGACCAAGAAGAAAUAUCCUCAGAUAAGAGAGGCAUGUGAUGAAGCCAUUGAGAAGCUAUCCCUGGCCUCCAACAACCCUCAAGCCUCUUUGUAUGGAGUGGUUAACCAGAUAUUGUACCCUCUUGUCCAAGGAUGUGAGUCUAAGGAUCUGAAGAUCAUCAAGUUCUGUCUCGGCACCAUCCAGCGUCUAAUAGCCCAGCAAGGCAUAGAUGCCAAGGGUGCAAGGCAUGUGGUAGACUGCCUCUACAACCUGGGGCAAGCAGGAGUGCUGGAGCUCAAACUACUGCAGACUGCUGCCUUGCUGAUGACCACGUCGGAUCUGGUGCAUGGAGACACCCUGGCUAGGACCAUGGUGAUGUGUAUGCGCAUGGUAUCGCCGUCGGAGAGCCGUGACGUCAGCACCAGUCAUGCGGCGGCAGCUACGGUCAGGCAGCUAGUGGCGUUGGUGUUCGAGAGGGCAUUGGCUGAGGCUGAGGGUGCUCUUAAAGUGAACCCCGCCGAUGUUAGACCACAGACUAACAAUAAGGCACCUAAGGAUCUAAAACCAUGCGCCGUCGAUGCAUAUCUUAUAUUACAGGAUAUAAUCCAGUUAAUAAACGGCGACGCAGCACAUUGGCUGGUCGGUAUAUCUGACGUGCCGAAGACAUUCGGCUUGGAGUUACUGGAUACCGUGCUCACGGAUUUCUCACCUAUAUUCUUUAAAAUAGCGGAAUUCAGAUUCCUAUUGAAGGAACACGUGUGUGCUCUCAUCAUCAGGCUGUUUUCACCAAACGUCAAGUAUAGGGCAGCGUUCACCGGAGUGCACAUCCCGGGUGCUGGCAGUACCGCGGGCGCUGGUGCAGGCGCCGCCGCCGAGCGGCCACACUUCCCCGUCACCAUGCGCCUGCUGCGGCUCGUGUCCGUCAUAGUGCACAAGUAUCAUGCUGUGCUGGUGACAGAAUGCGAAAUCUUCCUAUCUCUCACAAUAAAAUUCCUGGACCCCGACAAACCGAUGUGGCAACGAGCGUUAGCUUUAGAAGUACUACACAAAAUGACUAUACAACCUAAUUUACUAAAAGCGUUCUGCGAAUGCUACGACAUGAAGCCGCACGCGACGAACAUAUUCCAAGACAUUGUGAACGCUCUCGGCGCCUACGUGCAGAGUCUGUUCGUCGCUUCUAAUGUUAAUACUGCUGCUGGCUCAUCAGGUAUACCGCAGCAGUCAGGAUUCUACUGGAAAGGAGUAUGGCUACCACUUUGUGUUACCUUCGACCCUGGCACUGCUAAAUCUGUGUAUAUAGAGAUGCUAGACCGAUCAGAAGCGCCGACCAUACAGGAUGGGUACGGCAUAUCAGUCGCCUACGCUUGUCUCAUGGAGAUAAUACGGUCAAUAGCCAUCAGUGUCGAGGGAAGCGAAUAUUUCAGGCUACAAGAAAUGUAUGAAGACAUACAGAACGAUACAGAAGAAAGAGAAAUCAACUCCAAUAAGAAUGGAAAUAACAAAGUAGAUGUGGACAACAAGACGGACAAGAUAAUAACGAACAACUCUCACAACGGCGAGGCGGAUCAGAACUCCAACGUGGUCAAGAAGAUUGAAGAUGAAGUCGAGGAUAAGGAAUUACAGCUUAGAUUACAGUUGCUGAAAUCGUCAUGGUGUGGUCUAGUAUGGGGUUUAUCAGUACUAGCUGAAGCCAGUAUAGGUGAAUUAGAGAAUAUACUACGUGCCAUACAAACCUUGGCCAGAGUCAGCGGGAAGGUAGGACACUCAGUCGGUCGCGACGCGUGCGUUAGCGCAUUAUGCCGCUGCGCCCUCCCCGCGCAGUACGUAGUGCCAGCCCUCGGAGCCCUAGGCGCUCUGCCCUGCCCCUGGCGCCGCGAGCCGCCGCCCCCGCCCGACCCGGACUAUAGGCAUCAAGUUGUGUGGGUUGGGACUCCGCUGCCAUCCGCGUCAUUGCCUACAGGCCAACAACAAUCGUUCGUGAUGGUGACGUCCCGUCACGUGACGGCGAUGAAGGCGCUGCUGUGCGCGGCACAGCGCGACGGCGACACCAUACAGCAGGCGUGGCUGCCCGUGCUUACUACGCUGCAGCAUCUGGUCUGGAUUCUGGGCCUCAAACCUUCAACCGGCGGCAGUAUGAAGGCGAGCCGCGCAAGCGCAGAUGCCAACGCCGUCAUGAGCACUUCCGCUGUCAUGGCCGAUCUACCAGGGCAGCAAGUUCCCGUGGCCGAGUCUCUCGGAGUUAUGAGUGCGCUUUCAGCGAUGUUAUCACGAGUGUUCGAGUCUUCGAAGAAUUUGGAUGAUGUAGCAUUACAUCAUCUGAUUGAUGCGCUGUGCAAGCUUUCCAACGAGGCUAUGGAACUCGCUUAUUCUAAUAGGGAACCAUCACUAUUCGCAGUGGCGAAGUUACUUGAAACUGGAUUAGCAAAUAUGCACAGGAUAGAGGUCAUGUGGAGACCUAUUACUAACCAUCUACUCGAGGUUUGCCAACACCCACACAUACGCAUGCGCGAGUGGGGAGUGGAAGCCAUUACGUAUCUAGUGCAAGCCGCCUUCCAGUACCAUCAUGUUAAUCCUGUGUUAGUUACCGAGGCUCGUGAACGCCUCCUCUUGGAGCCACUUUCAGAGCUGUGUGCAGUGCGGCAGUGUGACGUCAGAGCUCGGCAGCUGGAGUGUGCAGCCAGGCUGCUGCACUCCAGGGGAGACCAGCUCGGCGCCGCCUGGCCGCUCAUGAUGGAGAUCAUCUCUGCUAUAUCCUCGCAUCAUAGCGAGCAGCUGAUCCGCUCAGCGUUCCAGUGCGCUCAGGUGGUGGCCGGCGACCUGCUGGGCUGCGCCGGCCCGCGCUGCCUGCGCCAGGUGCUGGCCGCCGCCGCCGCCUUCGCCACGCAGACCAAGGAGCUCAACAUCAGUCUCACUGCUGUGGGGCUCAUGUGGAACAUAUCGGAUUACUUGUACCACAACCGGGACAAAUUAGUAGCAGCGUUAGCUAAUGAUACAGCCGUAUGUCCCGAGGUGCCCAACCACGCUGAACUGCCGCCGCUGGACAAGCUGUGGAUGUGUCUAUAUAUUAGACUUAGCGAACUAUGCACGGAGCCCCGUGCUCCAGUCCGUCGCGCCGCCAGCCAGACGUUGUUCAGCUGCAUCGGCGCCCACGGCACCCUGCUCAGCAAGCCCGCCUGGCGAGCACUGCUGGCUGUGCUCUUCCCUAUGUUGGAACAGGUGCAAAAACAAUCGAACAUAGCGAGUUCUGAGAAGGUGGAUACGGGAGAACAUAUCCUCAUACAUCACACUAGAAAUACUGCGCAGAAGCAAUGGGCGGAAACACAGGUGUUAACCCUAUCAGGCGUGUCCCGCGUGUUCCACUCGCGGUUCCAACUGCUGACCACGGUGGGAGAUUUCAACCGAUCCUGGACAGCACUGCUGGACUACAUCACUGACUUCGCUUUAAGGAGGAGUCAUGAGGUAUCUGUAGGAGCACUAAAAUCAUUCCAAGAAGUGGUGUCAGCAGCAGGCCGGGCUACCGAGGUGGAGGCCUCUCUACAGAGGCGCGUGUGGGCGGCUGCCUGGGCAGCAUGGACUAAUAUAGCCUCUGCAUCACCUUCCGACCCUCCUCCAUCAGAAGACGGCAAGCCGGUGGAAGUGUACGCGCCGUCUCUGAACUUCCUCACCACGCUUGUACAGAUCUUCCCUCUCAUCUUCCAACAUAUACGACCCACGUUCACAGCAGCGGACGUAACAAAGCUAGGCUCGUGCUUAUCCCACGUGUGCAGCACGGAGCCGUCGGCCGCGGCCACGGCGCUGGACUCGCUGGCGGCCGCCGCGCCCGUCAGCCUGCAUGCGCUGCACUGCCUCGAUAUUGUGCAUAAGGAAGCCCUCCAACGCCACGAGCUGUUACCAGCUCUGUUCUCAGCACUGACAUCGUUGGCGUCGGCUUGCGGCAGCCGCGCGGGCGCCGCGCCGCGCUGUCUAGCGGCGGCUACCGCGCUGUACCGAGCCGCGCCUGAAGCUGCUAAGCUUGUGUUACCUGAUUUGUUGGUUGCGUUACAUACAUCAGUACAGAAAUAUGGUCAGGACAAGCGACGGAAGACAGCUGAGCAAAUGGAGGAAACCGCACAGAUCUCAUCGUUAUUACUGCAAGUAUUAGAGACUGGUCUUCCACUAGCGAGAGAGGAGCCGGAGGUAUACAAAGAAUUUUGGGAGACCCUACCCAAAGUACUCGAAACAUUCCUGUUUGAACCACCCGUGGGCGGCGGUCGCGCAGCCCGGGCGCUGGUGCUGGCGGUGCGGACGCAGGCGCUGCGGGCGCGGCCGCGGCUGCCGGCGGCGCAGCUGCGGCCGCUGCUGGCGCUGGUCCGCGCCGGCUCCUUGCACACGCAGCCGCCCACUCCUAUACAAAAUGAGCAAGAGUUAAAGGAGAGAGAAGAGUUCGCGCGCACGUGCUUCGAGACCCUCCUGCAGUACUCCAUGCUUGAGGACAUCGACUCCUUCGCGGGCGUUGAGAAUGACACAGACCCCUUAGCGAUAGUCGCGUUGUUAGACAGGUUUCAGGAGGUCAUCUCCAAAUAUACACAGGACGAAGAUAAUACGGAACCACUGCCUAGGCAACAGGUUUCGGAAAUAUCUUUCGUGCUGAAGGCGGUGGCCACACUCACAGAGAGCAUGCGCAAAGCGCCGCCCGGGAAAGUCGACGCCGCCGCCUGGCAGAAACUUAUAGCACUGUACCCGUACCUAGUACGCUUAGCGGGCAGCGCGUUAUCCAGCGGUGCGGGCGCAGGCGCCGGCGCAGCGCUGCGCGAGGCGCUGCUGCAGUUCGGUGCGCUGCUCGCCGCGCCGCUAUAGCGACGCCUCACAUACACCAUACACAUAUAGGUGGCGUCAAAACUCAUAGAAGUUGCCGCGGCGCGGCCACAGAUGGCGCAGCACCGAUAAUUAUGACUAGGUAUAUAACAUGAAUUAAUAUAUAAUGUACUAAAACUGUCUGUUAAGUUAUUGUUAGCUAGAGUAAAAUAUUAUAGAUAGAAAUAUAUACUGAGUCUGGAUUUUACACAUUGUUUAAAAAUAAUUUAGAACUUGGUUAGAAAGAUACAUUGGGUAAAGAUCUCCAAAACUACCAAAAAUAAUCUAAAACAAUUAAAAACUUAGCAAUGUGUAACAUCUAGGCUCAAAAGAAUUAAUUUUAUUAAUAAAGAGACAACCAUAUUAAUUUAAUGUUUUAUUUUCUUAUUGGUAAUUGUACAUAAUGGUCUAUGUUGUUCUCACGUAUACAGACAUGAAAUAAUACUUUCGUUUGUCUGAAGUUGGCUAAUAAUGACUUUAUAAUAGUCAAUAUGUGUGAACAAAACUCUACUGCGCUUGCACAAGGCUUGAAAUGGCUAACCUCAGAGAAUCAAAGAUAUUUGACUUGAAUUUUAACAUCACAAUGACAAACCAUGGAAAGUUUAUAGCAAAGAAAAACGAUACGUGAAGAAGUACGAAAAAGUACACCUUAUUUUAAAGUGUAUAAAAGAUGUUUUUUUUACAAAAUAAAGUCAUUCAAUUCUAGAACAAUAUAUUUUGUCUGUAUAUUUAGACCAACAUACCCCAUUUUGUAAAGAACCACAAAAGCAUUCCUAUUUACAAUCGGUUAACUUAUAUAAGUUUUUAUAUUUUGUAUAUAUUGAAGUAUAUAUUCUACUAUAUAUUGUUGGCAAUUAACGAAAAUAUCACUCGAAAUACAGCAAUAUUUGCACAGUAAGCAACAGCUAUUCUAUAACAUUAUAAAUAAGUAUCUUAGAAUAACUAAUAAGGAGUGAUAGUGACAUCUUUAAAUACUUACCGUCGUACCACAAAAACUUUUAAACGUCAGUUUAACACUUGUCUAAAAAAUGACAGAUUCUGAUGUUGAAAUAAGGUCCAUUUUGCAGCCACAUUUUUUUAGACAAGUGUUUGAAACAUGUUUAAGUUUUUGUAGUAAGACCAUUAUUAUUUAUUCUAAUAUACUUCUCAAGCAGCUAAAAAGGCACCUGCUUUUAAAAUAAGCAUCUAAAUAAGGUUUUGACAAAUAAAGCUAGCUAUAAACAAAAGAGUGAAGCCAUAGAUAAGGAAUGUAGCGGAUUUUUGUAAUUAAUACACGUUUAUGCGAGGCUUAAAAUUAUGGCAGAAAUAGUUCUAAACAGCUUUGCUCAAAUAGAUAGGAUUCAAGCUUGAUUUUAUAUAAAAAAUAAGAACUAAAAAUUUUCAACUAAAUAUUUGCUUGUUUCAAUUAUUGAUAGGGCCAAUUUUUCAAUCACCAAAUAACUUAUACUUAAAACGACAAAUUGAGAACCUCCUCCUUUUUAGGAAGUCGGUUAAAAAAUAUGGUUGACGUUUCGAUAACUUUUAUAUGAAAAAUAUGUUAAAUCGCCAUAUUUAUUAGAUAGAAGUUAAUUACUGAUUGAAAAAUCGACCUUAAAAGAAGGCUGCUUUUGAGGCUACGGAUACAGCUUAUCAACAUAGAUAACACAUUUUUGGAGUAACAUAACUAGAUAGGUACUUAAAAUUCUGCUGACCAAAACGCCUAAAUAUUAAGCCUCGUAGACAAGCAAAUCAGUGCGUUGUUACCGACAAACUUUAUAUAAGAAAUCACAUCAAUUAUAUACCCUUUUCAUAACGUGCAAUGUCAAUAGUAAGUUAGCGGAUUGCUGCGAUUCUGUUGUGCACUAAACAAUUAAAAUUAUAAUAAAUAACUAAAUAAUGUUUAAGUUUCCCGUUCUGGCGCCCUCAGAUAGUUAUUUUGCAGUGCCCCAUUUUAUAUUGAGCCUGUCUUCCUGACGCCCUGGCAUCCUUCUAAACCCAGAUGACUAAUUCAUAUUAAGAAUAGAAUAAGGUUGUGUGACAUACACCUAUCAUUUGUCAUUUUUGUAAAUGUUAUAGCCAAAUAAAAGAGAGAAGUCGCUAAUUAAAAUUUCCUUAUAGAACUUUCAAAUAAAAUGUAUGUUUAAGCUUCUGCUAUUCUGUUGUUUUCUUUAAAAUACAUCAUAAGUUUAGUUUAGUGCACAACAGAAUGGUCGUUAAUAGCCAUAUUUUUUAGCUUUAUAAUAAAAACAAUAAACACACAGAAUUAUCCUGAAAGGUAAUGAUUUUUUGAUUUCUAGAGCUAAUUAAUUAAUAUUUUAUACCAUAGAGUAAAGCAUAGACAAGUGUGUAGUUAGAACCUUUUUCUACAGUGGCGCUAGAAGACUUUGCUGUUUGAAAUGUUUUGUGUGUACAUUAUGUAUAAAAGUUUUAUAUAUUAUAAUAUAUAUAACGCUACAAGUAAUUACUCUACGAUAGUCUUAAAUACAUGUCUUCUUAUAAUUCUAGAAUUCCCAUAGAUACUAACCAAUAGUUGACUAGGAAUAUUUUCGGCACCUACUUUUUAGGAUAUAAGUUGCACCUUUGAUUAAUUAAUGCAAGCUCAUUAUUACCUUUAUCAUAGAUUUAUAAUAGAUUUUAGAUUGGACAGACAUAUUUAUAAAUGGUACUUACAUGAAAUGCUUAUUGUGCCCACAUGAACUAUUCUUUUGAAAAAAAAAAGCUUAUAAUUAAUGAAAUAGUGUUAAGCAACCGCUAGAAACUUGAUUUUGAAAAUACAACUUUCAGGAUAAUUUUGUGUACACAAUACAAUAAUGUACCCACAUUAAGUGUGAAUAUAUUAUAUUAUUUAAAAUUAAAUGUUUGUUUGUCGUCAUUGAUAGAUAUUUUAUUAAGAAUAGAGACAUCGAAGCUAACUAGUGCCAAUAAAUUAACUCAUUUAAAGGCACAACUUUUGUAAAUACCUGACUUCUUAACGUUUUUAAUCGUUAGUGCCAAAGCACGGUAUUUCCACUGUAAGCUUGUAAGAGAAAAAACUUACUAUACCUUUGACCCUGUAACCCAAUUGUUUCAAAUAUUUUUGCGCUUCACACUAGCUAGCGAGGCAGUCAAUCCUGUCUUCCGCAGUGGGGCCAACCAGGGCCAAAGCCUGCCGGGUACUGCGGGAUUGUUCGAAAGAGUUACCGCGGCCCUGGUACAUAAAGGGCUUAAGAAGGAACAUGAUGUUCUUUAGUCAGUAAGAGUCUGAUAGUCCCUCACGCUUAGGGCUGCCAUUUCGAAUUUCGCCAAACCCGGACAAAUAUUUAAAAAAACCCGGACAUUUGGCGUAAAUAGCAUUUUUUCCCCGGACGAGUCCGAUUUUUUUUUUAAUAUUACCAUAUUACUUAAUUUAUUUAUUCGACUUACACGGCUUUAACAGCCAAUUACAUAAAUCGUAAAUUUUUUUAAAUUCAAUGAGGUCCUUCCUUACAUUAAAAGUCAGGGCCGUCUCUAGCUCAUGUAGUACCUAGUAUUGAAAGAUUGUGACUUAAUGUAUUUCGAAGGUCAUAAUUAAGAAAGCUCAUAUGGAAACUAGGAGUUACCUUCUUGAUAGGUUAGACAAAAAAAUGUUGAAAAAUACAAACAACUGUAAAGUGAAGUCGCCGAAAAUUUUUGAGUUUUGGGUCACUAAAGCACCUAAACUUGUAUAAUAAAAAAAUCCGCAAAGUGAAGAAGCCGCAAGCGAAGCGAGCGCAAAAUUUUUUGAAUAUUGGGAUUUUAAAGUAGCUAAACGUAAAAAAAAAAUGUGUUAAGAAAAGAAGUCGCGAGCGAAGCGAGCGCGAAAAUUUUGGAGUUUUAGGACACUUCGACUUCUGCAUUAUUAGGCGCCCGGGUAAUUCGCAUACCCAGGCACCAUAGGUUAAGAUGGCCCUAUGAAAAAUGUCCGGGUUUUCCCCGGACACUUCUUGAAACCCCGCCCGGACGGCCCCCGGACGGCCUCCAAACGAGGACAAAUCCGGGGAAACCCGGACGGAUGGCAGCCCUACUCACGCUGCACCCACAGCGGGAGAGGUCAUUUGAUGAUUUCCCAUUAAAAAGGCAAUGCUGUCUUAUUAAUAGAUAUUAUUUUAUAUGACAGAUUUUAUAUGAAUGUUUGCUACUCUUUCGUUAUUUUUAGCCAUAGUAAAGUCUUAUUGCACCUACGGUUUUUAAAUGUGAUAUCUCUCUUAACCUACUUAUCAAUGACGAUACAUAAGUUAUAGCUCGAUGUGUUACAUGUAAUGUAAAUACAUCUGUUUGUAUAUUAUGUUUGUGUGUGAAAUUGUUCAGUAUUUUUGUAAUAGAGGCUCUUUACUUGAACUGACAUCUCAUUUGCAAUACAGUAACGACUGUUAGCUCCUGAUAAUUUCUAGUUAAAAGCUAAAAAUUAUCCAUCAAAUCUUCGAUUUGAAAUUGCUAUAAUUAUUAAGGUUCAAGUUCACCGACAAUAUAAACGUCAGCUUUCUCAAACAAUUAUUUUCUAAGAUUUUUACGUACAAAUUUCAAAGUAAACAGUUGUUUUAAGAAAAACUGAGGUUUUAUUGUGAAUUUGAGCCUCAAAAGUUUAGCAACAUGAAUUAUUUCUACCUAUAUGUAUGUAUGUGAUGCGUAGGAGUCAGUUUAAGUAUCGUGCCUCAGUUAGCGACAUGUAAGGCGUUAGACGACGCCCGCCUAACACGAGUGCGACGUUACAUUGUGUUGUUAUUAUUACGAAAUAAACAAUAUUGUAUCAUA
This is a messenger RNA of Helicoverpa armigera (cotton bollworm), 9756 nucleotides long. RefSeq names its product protein MON2 homolog (gene mon2). Lineage: Eukaryota; Metazoa; Arthropoda; Insecta; Lepidoptera; Noctuidae. The transcript has 40 exons. Bases 127 to 5031 code for a protein of 1634 amino acids. The record is from RefSeq and is a predicted model, not a curated record.